AUGGAGUUGAAACCUUUACUGAAGAAGCUGGGCUCAAUAAUCCGUGCCAUCUUUACUUUCCUCUUUGCUCUGCUGGUGCUGGGUUUGAUGGUGUGGGCAUAUGUGGAUGGUUACCAGCUAGCGUCCUCCAUAUAUGGAAUCAUGUCUUUUGGUUUUUAUGGACUACUUCUUGGACUCCAUGUGAUGAUCCAGAGCUUGUUCGCCUUCAUUGAACACCGGCGGAUGAAAGCUCACACAGAUGCGUGCACCUUUUCCAAAACCAUCGGCUUCACUAUAUCGGCUUUCCAGGAGGACCCCGUCUAUCUCAGGGAGUGCCUCAAGUCCAUCAGGGCUCUAAUGUAUCCCCCUGAGCUGCUGCGCAUCAUCAUGGUGAUAGACGGGAACACAGAUGAUGACCGAUACAUGAUGGACAUGUUCAGAGAGGUGUUUGCUGACAAAGACCCUAGCUGUUAUGUGUGGAAGAACAACUACCAUACAUGGGACCCCACCCAGGCCCAGGAAGACGUGGAAAUAGGUCCGGGAGGCGAUGCUGAUUAUAGCAUAGGAGAGGAUCCACAGAGAAAAGAGGUAGAGCGCCUUAUCCAAAGCAACAGGUGCGUGUGCAUCAUGCAGAAGUGGGGCGGCAAGCGGGAGGUGAUGUACACAGCGUUUAAAGCACUCGGGUCAUCAGUGGACUAUAUACAGGUGUGUGACUCGGACACCAAGCUGGACCCUCUGGCCACCGUGGAGCUGUGUAAAGUGUUGGAGAGCAACCCGAAGUUAGGUGCUGUGGGAGGAGAUGUGAUGGUCCUUAAUAUGAAAGACUCUUACAUCAGCUUCAUGAGCAGUCUUAGGUACUGGAUGGCUUUCAACAUCGAGAGGGCCUGCCAGUCCUUUUUCAACUGUGUGUCCUGCAUAAGCGGUCCUUUGGGUCUGUACAGGAACGAUCUCCUCCAGCAGUUUCUGGAGUCCUGGUACAAUCAGAAGUUUUUGGGAAGUCACUGCACAUUUGGUGACGACAGACAUCUUACCAACCGUAUGCUGAGCAUGGGCUAUGGCACAAAAUACACGGCCCGCUCCAAAUGCUACACAGAGACACCUGCUCAGUUUCUGCGCUGGCUCAACCAGCAAACUCGCUGGACAAAAUCUUACUUCCGUGAGUGGCUGUACAAUGCAAUGUGGUGGCACAAGCACCACCUCUGGAUGACCUACGAGUCCAUCGUCUCAGGCAUUUUCCCCUUCUUUGUCACCGCCACCAUCAUCCAGCUGUUUUGGACAGGCACACUGUGGGACCUCCUCUGGAUCCUGUGCUGCAUCCAGCUGAUUGGGCUGGUGAAAGCGGCUUACGCCUGCAUCCUGCGCAGAAACAUGGUGAUGGUGUUUAUGUCCCUGUACUCGGUUAUGUACAUGACCAGCUUGCUGCCUGCUAAGUACUUUGCCAUUCUCACCAUGAACAAAAGCAGCUGGGGGACAUCAGGCAGGCGUAAGAUAGUAGGAAACUACAUGCCUCUCCUCCCUUUGUCAGUGUGGGCAACCAUUUUAUUAAGUGGGCUCAUUUACAGAAUCUACAAGGAGAGUCAACUGGACUGGUCAACUCAAGCCAAGAAAUUAGAGACCAGAUUUCUUAUCUUUGGCUGUGUGGUCUACGUGUGCUACUGGCUGGUUAUGACUGUCCUCUACUGGGCAUGGUUCCGCAAGUUAUGUAGGAAACGUGGAAAAGGUUACACAGUGAAUGUGUAGGUCCGAAGUGAAGAUCUAAGAGAAGGAGGAUAAUUUAUUUAAAUUCAACCACUGACCUUAUUUUAUUUAGUUGAUUUAAUUUAUUUUGUCUCAUAUUUUAGUAACUGAUGGACAGGAGCUUUAUAUGCAGCUACUAAACCAACAAACUUAAAACAAACAACAACAAAGAAGCAUUUUUUAAAAAGUAAUCACUUAUAUAUGAGCACAAAUGUUUUAUUUAUAUGAAGAUAUUGUUGCACAUUUAAAUGAAACUUUACUGAGGGAUUUUGGGCGCCUGCAUUCUCAGGUUUCUCUUUGUCAGAUUAUAAUGGCAGAGAUGAGAUGAUUUAUUUGAGAUAUCCAAAUAUUGGAAAAAAAUUGCAAUUGGGUUAACUUUUUCUGUAUUUGAGGGUGUGAGUAAUGGAGCUUGAGUUAUAUGUAUGUAGACUACUUUAACGACACAAAGAACUCCACGAAUUCUUGACAGUGUAGGUUUAAUGACCAUUACUCCACCACUGUUGUUGUUAUUGCACUGAAUCCUGGAUGGCACUUUCUGUAUUGUUGCAGACCUACUUGAAAAUAUUAUAGUAUUGCGCAGUGGAAAAAUAAAACCCUGUACCUCUUUGAGAAAACUGGACGAUGACAUUGUGGCUGAGGACCCAACAUGGAGUCACUUACUGAAACCUGAAACAAUGCAAU
This is a messenger RNA of Morone saxatilis (striped sea-bass), 2397 nucleotides long. RefSeq names its product hyaluronan synthase 1 (gene has1). Gene Ontology annotation, biological process: extracellular matrix assembly; hyaluronan biosynthetic process. The transcript has 4 exons. The record is from RefSeq and is a predicted model, not a curated record. Lineage: Eukaryota; Metazoa; Chordata; Actinopteri; Moronidae. Gene Ontology annotation, molecular function: hyaluronan synthase activity. Bases 1 to 1719 code for a protein of 572 amino acids.